Aspergillus melleus is the source of this 1950-nucleotide messenger RNA. RefSeq lists its product as uncharacterized. The transcript has a single exon. NCBI's taxonomy places the organism in Eukaryota, Fungi, Ascomycota, Eurotiomycetes, Eurotiales, Aspergillaceae. The coding region runs from base 1 to 1950 and encodes 649 amino acids. The record is from RefSeq and is a predicted model, not a curated record.
AUGGUUGCCCUGAGGCGAUUAUUCCAGGCGGAGAGAGGUUUGUCGAUGGACCACAGCGAAAGAGAGUCCCGAGAAAGCAGCUUACCGCAAAAUGAUACUCAUUCUGCAAAAGCUGCGUCGCCGUUAGGUGGGCAAAAUCACUUCCAGCGAAUUGAGAAGGAGUUUGAAACCAUGCACGACCAGUUGCAAACCCAACCAUUGUCCCCGUGGUCUCAGGUCCCGCCAUCUCGUGGUUCAAUGCGGCCCAAGGAGCGAAACCCUCGUCAUGUGGAUUUGCUCGAUGCUCUGUUCUCCUCACAUCGAUACCAAAUACAGUCUACGACCUCAUUGUCGCCUAUUACCCCGUACAAUGAAGAUAUCGCCGAGCGCAACAUGACACGAUUUCUCCAGGAACAACCGCGCAAGAAAAACAUGUACGCUCGGUUUUUGUCUGCUUUGUAUCAAGAGGACGUUGCAGAGAGAAACAUAACAAAAAGCCGGAGAAGAAGCCGUUCACUGUCGCGCACAAGGGUCGGCGAGCCUGAAGGCCAAGACAAUGGCAGCUCGCAUUCAAGGUCGAAGAUUGAGCGAAACUCGCGGGAAAUUACGAGUCCUAGGUCAAUGAACGACGCUCAUAGCGCCAGCGCAAAAGAACGUGUGCCAAGUGUUAGCAAUUCUCUGAAACACCAAAAUUCAGCACCAAACUUGUCCGCUGAGCGAGCAAGUGCACCUGAUGGAGCUGCUAGGUCAAGCCCUGACGGGUAUCUCGGCGUGCCUCCAGCCCACAAACAAGGAGUUACUUGGAGCAAUACUCCUCUCCCUGAUAGCCCAACAAUACCCGUUACUAUGAGGCACGAGAAUAUGAACGAAAACCGGCCAAUACACAAUAGAUCCUCGAGCUCAAGUCGCGGCUCGGGCUCUUCACGUCCAUCACUUUAUCGCAGUCCCCUCAUAUCUCCUCGGCUGGGUUCUAAGAAGAACAUCCGAGAUCUUUCCAUCAAUACAGAGCUGGCUGCCCAUGGUCGAUCAAAUGCGAAAAUCACGCAUCGUGCUAUACAACCCCCGACCCCUAACACUCUCGAAAGGCAGAACCCCAGCAUCGCCGAAGUCAUGAACAGUCCUUUGCCAGCAGGUACCCCCACGUCUAUAUCUCCCCUUCCCCAAUCUAAAAGGAUUGAAGAGAUCAUGGAUAUGUUCAGAAAGGCACAUAGCGCAUCGCAAGCUAUUACCCCACAUCCCACUUUUGAGACCCUGCAAGACGCCAUCAUCCGGGAAAUCAACUCCCACGAGGCCUUCCAACGGGUGCCUCCUCCUGAACAGGGCCCUCCUUUCACUCCUUCGCCAUCCCAAAAAACCUUUAAGCAAGGCCAUAACCGAACUAGGUCCCUCAAAGAUGGCCAAUUUUCUAAGCUAGCUAGACGAGGCUCUGUCCAGAAACAUGCCCGGAGCAAGAGCUCGGAGACGCGCAAAAGUAUAUCUACCAGUGUCUCCCCAAAAGUCUUCCGACGAAGACACACUGACGCUCCGCCGCCUUCUCCUGGAUUUUUUGAGACCUCCGAAACAGGGAGAGAAAGCUCUGAAGAACAGAUGACCUACAUGGACUUGCUGCUUCGUUCCGAGAAGCACUCGCCCAACCCUGGAUCGAAGAGCACCAUCUCUCCUCCCCCAAUGCCAGAGCGCUCGAAAACAGCCCCUUCUGUACUACAUCUCCGCGCACAAACAUCGGUUUCGUCCUCCGAAGGCCGGUCGAGCUUCUCUGCCGAUGACAGCGACGAAGAAGUGAUCCAACUGCCAAGUGUCGGUAUUCCAUGCGUUCAGAUCCAAGGCGUGGACGAAAACAAUGUGUCCUAUGUUACUGGUCCGACUACGCCGCAGACUGCGUAUAGACUCAUGAACUGGCCGCGGAAGUCGAACAAGAGCAGGUCUGGCAGUAACCGCCUCCAGGGGAUGCGAUCCGUGGAAUCCUAUUGA